Molecule: messenger RNA, 1518 nt
Organism: Metarhizium brunneum ARSEF 3297
Lineage: Eukaryota; Fungi; Ascomycota; Sordariomycetes; Hypocreales; Clavicipitaceae
Gene: DID4
Product: DOA4-independent degradation protein 4
Biological process (GO): protein transport; late endosome to vacuole transport; endosome transport via multivesicular body sorting pathway
Cellular component (GO): multivesicular body; ESCRT III complex
Molecular function (GO): deaminase activity
Source: RefSeq, a predicted model, not a curated record
AUGGACUACGUGCUGUUACCAAAGAUUGAGCUACAUGCCCACCUGACUGGAAGUGUUUCCCGUCCAACAUUACACGAGAUUUGGAAAAGGAAGAAAGCGUCAGGCCAAACUGAUCUAGAAGACCCGCGGGUAGUCAUGCCCGAGGGCAAACACGACUAUAACCUUCAGACUUUCUUCCCACUCUUCAGCAGCUACAUCUACAAUCUUCUCACGGACGAAGAAUCGAUCCGCUACGCGAUAAAUAGUGUGCUACAAGACUUCCUGGCCGACGGCGUUGUGUAUCUAGAGCUGCGCACCACUCCGCGAUCCACAACCACCAUGUCUGCAGAGGCGUACAUCACAGUCCUCCUCGGCGCUAUUGAAGAGUUUGAAUCGCUUCACCCCCAACUGCAUACUCGUCUGAUAUUGUCUAUCGAUCGCCGCCAUUCCAUUCGUACGGCAGAAUCUAUCCUCGACCUCGCAAUUCGUCUACAAGACACAAAUAAGUGCGGCGUUGUCGGCAUCGACUUGUGCGGAGAUCCCACUGCUCGUCCCGGGGGAGAAGUUGCCGUGUUCACUCCCGUCUUUGAGCAGGCCUCUAGAGCCGGGUUGGGGAUUACUGUUCAUUUUGCAGAAGCAGAGGCCAGUGGAUCUCACGAUGAGCUCCGCACGCUGCUUUCUUGGAAUCCCGGCCGAUUGGGACAUGUAAUAUGGGAGGACGAGGAAGCUAGGAAGGUAAUUGUAGAAAGGGAACUGUGCCUGGAGCUCUGUCUGAGCUGCAAUGUGCAGGCGGAAAUGGUCCAUGGGGGGUUUGAAGGCCACCACUUUGGGCAUUGGAAGGGCGUCAAGGGCCCCAAGAUUUCGCUAGCGAUCCUUGAAUGGGCCUUUGGGAAGCGCAUGACGCCGGCUGAGCGUCUACGCAAGAACCAGCGAAUGCUCGACAAGGCGAUCCGAGAACUCGACCAAACGCGCGUCAAGCUGGAGAAGCAGGAGAAGACGCUGAUACAGCAGAUCAAGACCAGCGCCAAGAACGGGCAGAUGGGCGCUUGCAAGAUCCAGGCCAAGGACUUGGUCCGCACGAGGCGGUAUAUCGAAAAGUUCUUUUCAAUGCGCAGCCAACUACAAAAGAUCUCAUUACGGCUCCAGACGUACCGAACGAACGAACAAAUGAUGCAAGCUAUGAAAGGGGCCACGAUGGCCCUGGGGAGUAUGAACAAGUCAAUGAACUUACCCCAGCUUCAGCGAAUCGCCAUGGAGUUUGAACGAGAAAACGACAUCAUGGAGCAGAGGCAGGAGAUGAUGGAUGAUGCCGUCGACGAUGCCAUGGAUGUUGGUGUCGAAGAAGAGGGCGAUGAAGUGGUCGAACAAGUCUUGGAAGAAAUCGGCAUUGAUUUCAACCAAUCCCUUGGGGAGACACCAACGGCCAUAGGCAACCCUGCUAUUGCGGAAGGCAAAAUUGCACAGGCUGUUGGCGGAGGGAGUGGUGGUGACCCAGUUGAUGAUGACCUUCAGGCCCGACUUGAUAGUCUGAAGAAGUAA